This is a messenger RNA of Trichomycterus rosablanca, 2345 nucleotides long. It is a transcript of the gene ubn1, whose product is annotated as ubinuclein 1. The transcript has 16 exons. Gene Ontology annotation, biological process: chromatin organization. Lineage: Eukaryota; Metazoa; Chordata; Actinopteri; Siluriformes; Trichomycteridae. Gene Ontology annotation, cellular component: nucleus. The record is from RefSeq and is a predicted model, not a curated record. The coding region runs from base 1 to 2322 and encodes 773 amino acids.
AUGGCUACAACGCGGAGGAUUCAACUAACUACUCUGGCAAACGAAGAUGUAGUUCCUCCUGCCUCGGAGAGCCAUGCGGUACAACAUCUGCCCAACAGCUCGGUGUUAAUCACACCAUCGGAAUCAACCAAACCAGACAAUGUCUCCUCGAUUAGAUUGGAUCUGGUUCUGUUCGAGUCUGAUGAUCUGCACUGUCCUGAGUUUUACUAUUCUGAGCUCAUCUUCAAGAAAAUGAAAGACAACCUGAACACGGUUUGCAUCAGUCAGGACAAAGAGAAAGAUGAGCUGUUGGUGCUGGCAAAAAAGUUUGAAGAAAAAUAUGGUGGUGAUCCUAACCAGCGGAAAGACAGACUGCAAGAUUUGGUGGACAUAGGCUUUGGAUAUGAUGAAUCAGACUCCUUUAUCGACAACUCCGAGGCUUAUGACGAGCUGGUUCCUGCCUGUCUUACAACCAAACUUGGAGGAUUUUACAUCAACUUUGGGACUCUUCAGUUCCGACAAGCUUUGGAUGAAGAUCAAGAAAACGAGACUGAUGACUUUGAGGAAACUAUCAAACCAAAGAAACGAAAACUCAAAGACGGAGUGGAGGCGAAGAUGAACAAGAAGAAGAAAAGGAGAGAAGAGAAGCAGAAUGAGAAAGAGAAUGUGAAGAACAGUGUACUGACUGGUAAGCAACCAGCUGAGAAGAAAAAGAAAAAGGCCAACAAGGAGUUGAGCAUUGAUGGCAUGCUGAAAAAAUUCCACAAGGAGAAGAUACAGCAGCUUGAGAUGUUUAACCUGAGAGGAAAGGAGGCACCUGAAAUAGCCAGCUGUGGACCGGCCAACCAGGUCAAGGUUGCAGAAGAGUCUGUUCCAGCCGAUCCACUCCUGACACUUAUUAGUUCAGCCAGUGCAGGUGACCUUCUCCAAGCAGCGAAUACUGUAGAUCAGGAUUUCGACCUGGACGGGCUGCUGAGUGAUGAUCACAACAAUGGUCAUCCUGUCAUGGAAAAGAACCAAGAAGCUUCAGUUGUAUGCCAGCCUGUAAAGUCUUCAUGCUCACUUCUUGAUGGCUUACCUUCAACGCUGGAGCUAUCCAUCCAAGAACUUGCUCAGGGACUUAAAGAAACUGAAGAAGGGAACAAAAUGGAGAUCUUUGCUCCAGAAAUAAACCAUGUUUUGCUAAAUAUGUCGUUUAAGUCCAAGGAGCUGUCCGAUGAGGUGCGUUCCAGAACCUUCUCGUACCUGGCCUCACAGCUUUCCUGCAAGAAAGCUACUCUGGUUAAGAGGGCGAAGAAACUACAGCUUCUUCAGCUAGAUGAUCAGUUAAGAGAUCUGCUUCAGAAACUGAAGGAUCUGGUUACCAGUGCCAUGCCUGAGCAGAUUGACCAUUUCAACAACAGUUGCCAGGCGUUCUCUAAAGCCAGGGCCGCACGGCUAGAGGCUGAGAGAGAACAAAAACCCAUUGAUGGAUCUGAUGAAGAAGAGGAAGAUAAAGGUGGGAAACGUGUGUUUGGACCUCGCAAGAGAUUUAGAUGGACUGCAGAGAUCAGGGAGUUGUUGUCCGAGGCGGUGAAGUUGAAGAUGAGCAGCUAUGAGCUCGAAGCUCCUUGUAGCCAGACACUGGAGGAUCACCUCAAGUCUUUUCUGGAGGCUGAUGUGAAAACACUCUGGCCUAAAGGAUGGAUGCAGUCCAGGAUCCUGCUGAUUGAAAGUCGUAAAGUACAUUGCCACAUCACGGGUGUAAUGGCACGGAAGAAAUCGAUGACUGUUCCUAAAGCUAAAAAGGCCCAAGAAACCAACAUGAAGGUUCAGUCAGUCCGAACAAUCAAGGAACCACCAGGAGGCAGUUCACUACCCGAGCUUCUGCAGGAGGAUGGCGAGGUGGAGGAAUCCACUUCUGUAGAGACGAUCUCUUCUGAAGCAAAUUCAGUGGUCAACACAGGUACUUCACUGCCCGAGGUGCCUGUGGCUUCAACUACUAGGCAUUCGCUGGCUGGUGGCAAACAUGAAAAGCUGGUACUCAGUGUUUCACCUGCUAAAGGAGAAUGUGCAACAGGGCCAGGCAUGGCAGCCAUGGAAGCUUCUUGUGGAGAUCCGGACCUCCCGACUCCAUCACUUUCACUGCAAGCCUCCUCAUUUUAUUCGAAUGUACCACAGACCCGGGUUUCGGUCAGCUCCACACCUCUGCAUGCUUUACCUUUCCCUGGAGAAGUUUAUACCGGCGACCCUUCUGAACAAACACAGACCUGCAAAAACUCAGUACUUACCAGCGAAGCACCUGGAGUUUUACUGUGUGGUUUUACACAGGAUGAAGGUGAAGUCCAUGCAGAACUGCAUUAAAGGCUCGACUUCAGGAAGCGUUU